Myxocyprinus asiaticus (Chinese sucker) is the source of this 3924-nucleotide messenger RNA. RefSeq names its product nucleoporin SEH1-like. Gene Ontology annotation, molecular function: structural molecule activity; protein binding. Lineage: Eukaryota; Metazoa; Chordata; Actinopteri; Cypriniformes; Catostomidae. The record is from RefSeq and is a predicted model, not a curated record. Bases 166 to 1227 code for a protein of 353 amino acids. Gene Ontology annotation, cellular component: Seh1-associated complex; nuclear pore outer ring. The transcript is spliced from 8 exons. Gene Ontology annotation, biological process: cellular response to amino acid starvation; positive regulation of TORC1 signaling.
CACUCACACAUUGCAACCGAUCCUGUAAUAUGAAGAUCUGGGCCAAAUACGGAGCAAGUCUAACGUGAUUGGAGGGCUCGCAACUUCCCUUUUGAAAAACUGGCUAGGAGCACAAGUGUUUACUUCCCGCGUGACAUUAGCAGGGGCAAGUAGAUCAAUCGAACCAUGUUUGUCGCGCGGAGCAUCGCAGCCGAUCACAAAGAUCUGAUCCACGAUGUUUCCUACGAUUUUCACGGGCGGAGAAUGGCCACGUGCUCCAGCGAUCAAAGCAUUAAGGUGUGGGACAAGGGUGAUAAUGGAGAGUGGAACUGCACAGCUAGCUGGAAAACUCACAGUGGCUCAGUUUGGAGAGUGACAUGGGCCCAUCCAGAGUUCGGGCAGGUGCUGGCGUCCUGCUCCUUUGACCGUACUGCAAUAGUGUGGGAGGAGAUUGUUGGAGAGUCCAGUGACAAACAACGAGGGCAGAGCCACUGGAUAAAGAGAACCACACUUGUGGACAGUCGAACGUCAGUGACCGAUGUGAAGUUUGCCCCGAAGCACAUGGGCUUAAUACUGACCACAUGUUCUGCAGACGGGGUUGUGCGAAUCUACGAGGCCCCUGACGUGAUGAACCUGAGCCAGUGGUCCCUACAGCACGAGAUCUCUUCCAAGCUCUCCUGCUCCUGCAUUUCCUGGAACCCUUCCAGUUCUCCAGCUCACUGUCCUAUGAUAGCAGUCGGUAGUGAUGACAACAAUGUGACGUAUGGUGGCAAAGUUCAGAUAUACGAGUAUAAUGAAGUUACAAGGAAAUAUGCCAAAGCUGAGACAUUGAUGACCGUUACAGAUGCAGUACAUGAUAUUGCAUUUGCUCCAAAUCUGGGACGGUCCUUUCAUGUACUUGCAAUUGCCACAAAAGAUGUGCGCAUCUUCAAAUUGGUUCCCCUUCGAAAGGACAGCUCCUCCACAGCACCUACUAAGUUUGAGGUGCAGGUUCUGGCCCAAUUUGACAAUCAUAACUCUCAGGUGUGGCGUGUUAGUUGGAACAUCACCAGUACACUUUUGGCCUCCUCUGGUGAUGAUGGCUGUGUGAGGCUCUGGAAAGCAAAUUACAUGGAUAACUGGAAGUGCACAGGUAUUCUAAAAGGAGAUGGUAGUCCGAUGUUUGGAUCACCUGGUACCCCUGGUUCUCUAAGCUCUGCCCUGGGCUCGGCUUCAACACGGAGUGCUGUAAACGGGGCUGGAAGAUAGAUGUGCAUCCUGAGGAAAUCUGGAGCUGAGCAAAAGAAAUGCAUGCUUCUAAGCAAUAGGACCUCGCAAUGAUCACUGGGACCAACUGAUGUACUUGCUGGACAUGCAAAGAGACUGGCGCUUAACAUGGAUCAUUUUUUUAAAACUGAGUCUGCCUUUAAGGAAUGUAUUUUUGGUCGACUUUGCUAUGUGUCAACAGUAUUUUUUUAAUGUUUGAAUACAGAAAAAAAAAAAAAAAAAAAACGUCUUGUUUGCUUAAAUUAUGAACUGAUGAAUCAUACAGAAGUACAGUUUAAGUCAGAAGUUUACAUGCACCUUAUCCAAAUAUAUUUAAACUCAGUUUUUCACAAUUUCUGACAUUUAAUCGUAGAAAACAUUCCCUGUCUUAGGUCAUUUAGGAUCACUACUUUAUUUUAAGAAUGUGAAAUGUCAGAGAAUGAUUUAUUUCAGCUUUUAUUUCUUUCAUCACAUUCCCAGUGGGUCAGAAGUUUACAUACACUUUGUUAGUUUUUGGUAGCAUUGCCUUUAAAUUGUUUAACUUGGGUCAAACGUUUUGGUUAGCCUUCCACAAGCUUCUCACAAUAAGUUGCUGAAAUUUUGGCCCAUUCCUCCAGACAGAACUGGUGUAACUGAGUCAGGUUUGUCGACCUCCUUUGCUCGCACAUGCUUUUUCAGUUUUGCCCACAAAUUUUCUAUCAGACUAAGGUCAGGGCUUUGUGAUGGCCACUCCAAUACCUUGACUUUGUUGUCCUUAAGCCAUUUUGCCACAACUUUGGAGGUAUGCUUGGGGUCACUGUCCAUUUGGAAGACCUAUUUGUAACUGAACUUUAACUUCCUGGCUGAUGUCUUGAUGUUGCUUCAAUAUAUCCAUAUAAUUUUCCUUCCUCAUGAUGCCAUCUAUUUUGUAAAGUGCACCAGUCCCUCCUGCAGCAAAGCACCCCCACAACAUGAUGCUGCUUCAUGGUUGGGAUGGUGUUCUUCAGCUUGCCAUGGUCAUUAUGGCCAAAAAGUUACAUUUUUGUUUCAUCAGACCAGUGGAAAUUUCUCCAAAAAGUAAGAUCUUUGUCCCCAUGUGCACUUGCAAACUGUAGUUUGGGUUUUUUAUGGCGGUUGUGGAGCAGUGGCUUCUUCCUUGCCGAGCAGCCUUUCAGAUUAUGUCGAUAUAGGACUCAUUUUACUGUGGAUAUAGAUACUUGACUACCUGUUUCCUCCAGCAAUUUCACAAGGUCCUUUGCUGUUGUUCUGAGAUUGAUUUGCACUUUUUCGCAGCAAACUACAUUCAUUUCUAGGUGACAGAAUGUCUUUGUACAGAUGAACGUGGAACCUUCAAGCAUUUGGAAAUUGCUCCCAAGGAUGAACCAGACUUGUGGAGGUCCACAGUUAGUUUUUUUUCUGAGGUCUUGGUUGAUUUCUUUUGAUUUUCCCAUGAUGUGAAGCAAAGCGGCACUGAUGAGUUUGAAGGUAGGCCUUAAAAUACAUCCACAGGUCCACGUCCAAUUCAGUACACCUCCUAUCAGAAGCUAAUUGUUUAAAGGCUUGACAUCAUUUUCUGGAAUAUUCCAAGCUGCUUAAAGUCACAGUUAACUUAGUGUAUGUAAAAUUCUGACCCACUAGAGUUGUGAUAUAGUCAAUUAAAAGUGAAACAAUCGGUCUGUAAACAACUGUUGGAAAAAUUACUCAUGUCAUGCACAAAGUAGAUGUCCUAAAUGACUUGCCAAAACUAUAGUUUGCUAAUAUUAUAUUUGUGGAGUGGUUAAAAAAUGAGGUUUAAUGACUUCAAAUAAGUGUAUGUAAACAUCUGACUUCAACUGUGUUUGAGUCAGGAAUGUUGUGAUGACAAAAGGGACCCUGACGUAAGGAAUUGUGUGGUGGUGUAUAAAGCUCUUGCUGUUAUUUUAAUCUGUUGGAUAAAAUAAAAAGUAUAUUACAGUUUGUGUAGGAUAAGGCUAAUUCUAGGAAUUUAUUAUGGCAUCAAAAAACUAUCAAAGAAUUCUAGAAGUCAUGCUGAAAUUAUUAUUAUUUUUUAUUUUUUUUUGGUAGAUCUACCAGUGUUUGCAAUAGUAUAUUUUAUAGAUGAUUCUAAAGGAUUGUGACAUUUUACACUUGUUUUGCGGGCUAAAUUUGUUCGGCAAAUCAAGUGAUUGUAGUAAAUGUUAAUUUUAUUUAUUUUAUUUUUUUAAUUUUUUUUUUGGUUAAAAAUGGACCAAGUAGACCUGCUUAUGUUUGCAUAAGCAGUAACCAGGGAAAGUUUUUAAAUGAUAUAGGCAAAAAUAUGCUGGCAAUGUGACAUUAUGGAAUCAUUUUCAAGUGAUAAGGAGCAUGAUUUCCAAUCAUAUUUUGUAGAUGAAGCAAAGAAUAAAAAAAAUUGAAAAGUUUACAAACUUCAUUUUCUUAUAUUAAUGCAUUUCUGCAAAGCUUUCAUUUUAAAAUCUGGGACCCACUUUAUAUGAGAUGUCUUUAUCUACUAUGUACUUAAGCAUUUGACACAAUGUACUUAUGUACAUCAGGGGCGAAGAUUCCGGGGGAUCCCCCCAAUAAUUAAAACAAGCAAGAUUACUCAUGAUGGAUCUGUCUUAAUCCAGUAGUAGGUGAUAGUUGUAUAAUGAUACAAGUUUAUGCCCUCUGUUUUGUGGUCAGAUGUUAUGAUUUUUCUAAAGACCUAUUAGUAAAAAGAGGAAAUUGUAUGGACUGCCCUAG